This is a messenger RNA of Fukomys damarensis (Damara mole-rat), 2303 nucleotides long. It is a transcript of the gene Ube2e2, whose product is annotated as ubiquitin conjugating enzyme E2 E2. The record is from RefSeq and is a predicted model, not a curated record. Gene Ontology annotation, molecular function: ubiquitin conjugating enzyme activity. The coding region runs from base 68 to 826 and encodes 252 amino acids. Gene Ontology annotation, cellular component: nucleus. The transcript has 7 exons. Gene Ontology annotation, biological process: protein polyubiquitination. NCBI's taxonomy places the organism in Eukaryota, Metazoa, Chordata, Mammalia, Rodentia, Bathyergidae.
CCCGCCCCCUCGCGCCUGGGCAGCCUCGUCCGAGGCUUCGGCAGUCACCCCUGCCUCAGGAUCAAACAUGUCUACUGAGGCACAAAGAGUUGAUGACAGUCCAAGCACUAGUGGUGGAAGUUCUGAUGGAGAUCAACGUGAAAGUGUUCAGCAAGAACCAGAAAGAGAGCAAGUUCAGCCCAAGAAAAAGGAGGGAAAAAUAUCCAGCAAAACUGCUGCUAAAUUGUCAACUAGUGCUAAAAGAAUUCAGAAGGAACUUGCAGAGAUUACUUUGGACCCUCCUCCCAACUGUAGAGUCAUGACCACCUACGGAACAAAUGGGUUGUUAACUGCUUAUUGUAUUUUGAAAACUGGGUUCAUACCUGAAGACCUCUCAUUUAAUCUACUUUCUGAAGGAGAAGAGCUAAUGGCUGCCUCCACCAAUUUCAUUUAUAUGUCUCAUUUCAGUGCUGGACCCAAAGGAGACAACAUUUAUGAAUGGAGGUCAACUAUAUUGGGACCCCCAGGAUCUGUUUAUGAAGGAGGAGUGUUCUUUCUUGACAUUACCUUUUCACCAGACUAUCCAUUUAAACCCCCCAAGGUUACCUUCCGAACAAGAAUCUAUCACUGUAAUAUUAACAGCCAAGGCGUGAUCUGUUUGGAUAUCCUAAAGGACAACUGGAGUCCAGCCCUAACCAUCUCUAAAGUUCUUCUCUCCAUCUGCUCACUUCUCACAGAUUGCAACCCUGCCGACCCUCUGGUGGGCAGCAUUGCCACACAGUACAUGACCAACAGAGCAGAGCACGACCGGAUGGCCAGGCAGUGGACCAAGCGGUAUGCCACAUAGGGGCCUGCGACCGCUGCCCCCGCCGGACCUGUGCAAGCACAUUCACCAAGUGCAUCAAUAGCCCUGCCACCCCUCUGGACCUCGGUUCUCACCUUCCCAGUUUUAUUAAAUUUUGAGCUGUUUUGUGAUGGUAUGUCAUUUAUCACUCCCUUCUUCCUUCUUUCUCUCUUCUCUGUCUUCCCCCUUUUCUCCCUCUCUCUUUUCUCUUUUCCUUUUCUGUUAACUUGAAAGAUUUUGGGUUUUUUCCCCCACCUCAGUGUGGAUGGGAACUUUUGUUUUCGGUGCAGAUGAUGUUGGAUCUGUAAUAGUAAGAGCUUUCUUACAAAGCUUUGUAUUACUGUGUGGUUUUGUUUCUGUUGUUUGUUUUUGUUUUUGUUUUUCUUUUAUGUGAUAUUUGGAAAACCACAAAUUCAGAAUUAUAUCUUGUUUCUACUUAAAUGUAGUGCUUAGGGUUAAUUUUUUGUACUGAAGUCUUUAUUGGUGGGUGCAUGCUACUGGGAACAAGUUUUUGUACAAAAGCUUCAAUCAGAAUCACUGUGCAUUACUGAGACCCUGUUUAUCACUAGUCUUCUGUCCCCCACACAGAAGACUAUCGGAUUGAACAAAAAAUAAUGUAUUUUGAUUUACUUAAAGUGCUUGUAAAUUUCUUAGGGACCUGCCACUCUUGACUGUGGAUCAGUUGAUGUACACUUGUAUUAUUAAAGCACUCAAUAAAUCACUGUGGCUGAUAAAUGUGCUUCAGGUAACCUGGCAUUUGCUUUCUGUCCUGGUGACCCUGAUGUGCAGUGAGGUUUAUCUUGCCUAAUUCAAUUGCAGAUUCAAGUGUAUUUUUACCUCAAACUUCUAAAAUUUCUUCAUAGUUGAGCUGCUUAGCAUGUAGAAUUUCUCUGUCAAUAACCUGUGAUGACCUUAUAGUUGUUAAAAUGGAUCGCUGUCAUUUUACAUAUUGGCUCUACAACCUGCCUGUUAAAAUCUUCUCCACUCAACAGUAGUACUGUAGCUCCAAAAAUAGCCUUCUAAUGAAAGUGCCAUGUGAACCAAGCAUCCUCCCACCCUUAAGCUUCUUUCUUUCUCUUCAAAUUUUUAUGAUGAUUGCUGUUGAGCUUUAUUUUGUUUUUGCUUUUAAUUUUGGUAGAAAAACGAAACAAACUCAUCUGUAUCAGUCGUGGUCAGUCUGUGACAAGGGUAUGUCUGCCCAGCUUCACUGUCGGGCUAUUUGUGUGCUGCUUGCUACUGGAGGCAAGGGAAAUGUGUGGGCGGCGAUUUUUAAAGCUGGCUUGCUGGUUAAUAUUCAUAGCUCUUUGCAUUCUAAACAUACUGGAAACUCCUGCUCCACUAAGCAUAGUUGCUGGCCCACCAUAUAGUUUGAUCUCAGUUCAAUAACCAUUAACAUCUGUAUUUCUAAGAGGUAGGAUUUUCAAAUGUUAGUCAUUUCCCUGUGAAGAUUUAAACAGAUAAAUAUCUGAUUUGAAAGGUG